AUGCUCUCGCAGCUGGCUCCCGUCACGUUUGGGGCAUCGCCCAUAAUCGACCCGGCACUGCAUCAAACCUCACCACUACAAACUCGAGGCCUGCCGAAUUUUACGACUGCAUUGCAGACAGAAACCUCUUCCUCACCCUCCUCCCUGCCGCCGCCUGUCUGUGAUUUAUCCCGGCCUUCGUCGACAUCAACGCAGUCGUCGAACACAUAUUUGCCUUCUCAGCAUCCAAUCAGCAGUGGAGACAACAAGGCACUUAAUUUCUCACCCUCUCUUCCUCGCCUCUCUGCACUGGCAUCAGUCGCAUCGGUCCCGACAUCGCAUUUACGGUAUGUUUUGCCUUUGAUACGUGUGAGGAUGCGCAUGAUACAGUGGCAGCGGAUGCUUGGUGUCCUCUUCAUGCCAUUGGGUGCUGGUAAAGGAUCGGGUAGCCGCCAUUCAACGACCCAAGUCCUCCCUCCACACCAAUUAAAGACGCUGCUUCUUCCAAACUAUAUGACACCGCUGCAGCAACCAGAAUGCAAGCCAGACCAUGAGUUACGUGAACUCUUCGCCAGGAGUCACCACUGGGGGCCAAGGGAACACUCCAGUAAGUGCAGUCUCUGGCUCUUUUUCCAUUCGGCCCCUCCAAUUGCCCCUCCAAUUGCCCCUCCAAUUGCCCCAUUCCAGUUGUACCUCCACAUACUCCACAUAUAUCUUGCGGGUCGUUAUCAUCUCCCAGGGUCUCCCGCCCGUUUAGGCUUAGUCUAUCCCGCCUCUCUGUCCUCGCCCCUAUUCCUCCUCCUACAUAGUACUGUCCCUAAUGCGUGUGCCACUUCCGCUAUGGUGACCACUAUGACUGACCAGAAACGUGCGCCAAUCCAGCCAGUGUGCCAAAAUUGCGGCACCUCCACUACGCCUCUCUGGAGGAGAGAUGAAGCGGGAUCGGUGCUGUGCAAUGCCUGUGGGCUCUUCCUCAAACUCCAUGGCCGUCCUCGCCCGAUAAGCUUGAAAACAGAUGUUAUCAAAAGUCGGAAUCGCGUCAAAGCCUCCGGGCAGGGGCCAAAGCGGAAACCAAAUGUGGAUGUCAAUGGCCUAGCUGCGUCAAGAUCCGAAGCCGGUACUCCUCCUUUAGGAUCUCAUGGUCAUCAUCGUGAAUCGCGAAGGGGUUCCCCGGGUCCUUCAGACCGGUCCAAUUCCCCAUUAUCCCGCACCAAUACACCAAACUUCCAACACCAUCUGAACAUCGAACCUCAACACAUGUUCGGCAGCGUCACCCUCUCACACCACACCUUCAACCCGUCCGCGACUGCCCUCCCAUCCCUUCAAAUGCACAAUCCGUCCCCCAGCUCAACCUCCUCCGCAAACGAUCGCCACCUAGAGGCCCCGCAGACCUACGAAGGUCUUCUAGCUGCAAACACCUCUCUAAAAACCCGUAUCAGCGAACUAGAGCUGAUCAACGAACUGUUCCGUGGCCGAGUUGCGGAAUUAGAGCAAAGUGACGCCGCCGCAAGGAGAUCAGAGAUGAUCGUUCGAGAUUCCGAGUCGCGCCUCAACCAAUCACUGGAAGAGGCUCAGCGGCGCGAAGAGAGCCUGAAACGCAGAAUAGGCGAACUCGAACGCGCGUUGAUUAACAGCGAUUUACUACAGAGUGGUACAUCUGCUGGUAUUGAGCCGCAUGCGAAAAAAAUCCGCCUGUCUGAUGUUAUCGGUUAUAGCUCUGAUUCAGCCACCAAGACACCCCCUCAAUCCCUCUAG
Paracoccidioides lutzii Pb01 is the source of this 1734-nucleotide messenger RNA. Its product is annotated as GATA transcription factor. Bases 1 to 1734 code for a protein of 577 amino acids. The transcript is spliced from 5 exons. The record is from RefSeq and is a predicted model, not a curated record. Gene Ontology annotation, biological process: positive regulation of transcription by RNA polymerase II; negative regulation of transcription by RNA polymerase II. Gene Ontology annotation, molecular function: DNA-binding transcription factor activity, RNA polymerase II-specific; RNA polymerase II cis-regulatory region sequence-specific DNA binding; zinc ion binding.